Messenger RNA from Fopius arisanus, 248 nucleotides. Its product is annotated as putative gustatory receptor 2a. Gene Ontology annotation, cellular component: neuronal cell body; dendrite; membrane. NCBI's taxonomy places the organism in Eukaryota, Metazoa, Arthropoda, Insecta, Hymenoptera, Braconidae. The transcript is spliced from 3 exons. The record is from RefSeq and is a predicted model, not a curated record. Gene Ontology annotation, biological process: sensory perception of taste; male courtship behavior; chemosensory behavior. The coding region runs from base 1 to 222 and encodes 73 amino acids.
AUGGAGAGGACAGCUGAGGUAGCAUAUGACGUCAAAGAAAGCCACGCUGGAAAUAAAGUAAUUGGGACUGAGCUGAACGAAUUUGCUGUUGAAUUAUUGCACAAGAAAGUUGUGUUCACUGCUCAUGGAUUCUUCCCACUGGAUUGCACUCUACUCUACUCUAUUUUUGGAAUGAUCGUCACUUACCUCAUCAUUCUCCUGCAGUUCAGCCCCAAAUGGUGAAUUACAGUAAUUAUUAUCAUAAUCUA